ACAAGGUCACACACAAACACACACACCAUAGCCACAAACUUCUGCAACCCAGUACAUCAGAAAAAAAAGAGGAACACGACAAGAGGCAUGAAGACACAGAAGCCAAAUGAAGACACUGCAGGGGAGAAGAAGAGAAAGACAGACAAAGUGUGAGAGAGGAAAGCAUAAAUAGAAAAGGAAAGACAGAUACGCUCGAGAGAUAAAAGCGAGGGACAGAAAGAGACAGGAAGACACGGAGACUGCUGGUCUGAUGAAUGAUGGAGGGAGACGUCAGAAAGAAAGGGAUGCUCUACCAACAGCAACAGCGCUUUGGGAAGAAAUGGAAGAAGGUAUGGGCCGAGGCUGUAGCCGACAGCACGCACAGUGUCUCCCGUCUGGAGAUCUUUGAGUUCAGCAAGUCCUCGAUGAAGGAGAGUAAAAAACGGGCCGAGGGUAGGAAGGUGAUCGUGAUGAGGGAUUGUGUCAAGAUAACAGAAGGAGAGGCUGAGGGAUGUCCAAAAGAAUGCAGCACAUUCCUGCUUGAAACUGCAGAUAAGACCCACAUGUUCGCCGCUCCGACCUCAGAGCUGCAAAGCUGGAUCGUGGAGCUGUGCAAGCUGGCAUUCCCUUUGAAUCAGACUGAGUGUAGAUCACAGAAGCAGGAUCAUCAUCAACCUAUAGAGAUGGAGGAGAACACACUGUACGGCACCAGUGAGAGUGUGCGGGAUUUCCUGGUAAUUGCCGUUGCUACAGAGGCAGCAUUACGGUGUGAGCUGUAUGGAGAAUACUUUCUCACACCACAACACGACUCUUUACUACUAAAGAACCGCAAAACGAAGCAGGUUCUCCUCACAUGGCCAUAUCGCUUCGUCAGGAAAUUUGGUCAAGACAUGCUGGCUUUUAAUUUCGAAGCAGGUCGCAGGUGCGAGUCCGGUGAAGGCUACUUUGAGUUUGCCACGAAUCAUAGUGAUCGCCUCUUCACAAUCAUCAGCGAUGCUCUCAAGAAACUUCCAAAAGCGGAAACAUCCGGAACAAGACCCAAAGAUCAGCAAUCCCACACACCUCCGGCGCAAAUAAAGCAUCCGAAGAAAAAACUGACCACAAGCUUUUCGUUAAACUCCAUAAACUUGAGUGAUAAUCCCAGCAAAGACAACCAAGUGAAGAGCAUCAAAAGCACUCCUCCUCUCUCAAGCAAUGUCCAAGAUCCAGUUUAUGCUAUGAUUAGCAAAUCAAACUUACACCCAAAGAGCACCAAUGAUUACAAGAACCAACAACUUGAGCCAUUUCCUGAAUUUGACACCCUCCCUGAGGACAUUUUCGGUGUCAUAGAAGACAAAGAUCAGACGAACCCAGAGCGAUUAUCCAUUCAUACUGAAUUUAAGGACGACAAAGCUGAAGCAGUUUACUCAGAAGUGGCAAAUUAUGCUGAUUAUGUGAGCAAGAAUAAGGCUGUUGACAACAUAGUAGAUUUCUACAAACCUCAUUCGCACAAUCUAACUGUCUGCUCUGACCUCAACGACUCUCAAGCUGUAGGUUUCAACAAGGACUAUAAGAACCAACAAUCUGGUCCACCGUCUAAUUUUCUGAAGCUUUCUAAGGACAUACCCUGCAUGAAGGAAGAAGAGCAGCUGGAUAUGUCUAUGGAGCGAUUAGCUAUCCAGCGUAUACCUAAUGUCCAUGGAGCUGAAAUAUACUCAGAAGUAACGGAUUAUUAUGAUGAUUAUGGGGACAAUAAGGAGUCUGUGCACAAUGAGGAAGAUCAAGAUUAUAUCUACCCACCUUGUGCAUCUGAUACACACUUCCAAAUGGACCCCUCCAACCUUGAGGACUCUCAAGAUGAGAGAUUUUGGACCUAUGAUAAUUUACCCAAAAGGUUAUAGUAUACUCUGCGAUUGUUUUUUGUUGGCUCUUAUUUAUUCAAAAAAGUGAUAGAACUGCCCCUCUCAGCAUAAGAGAUCCACUGAACCCCCUUACUCUAAGGGAGUGAGGAAAACAGAAGAACUUUUCUAUUGGUCUAUGUGACAGAUUCACUCAUCAACGUGUCAAGAAUAUGGCUCCAGAACAUUAAAGUUCCACUAAAGAACACUGAAAACUAAUUUGCUAUAGCAUGCUGUUUAUCACCUCAACUUUGAGACGGUUGGCUCCAGAUCCCUGAUGAUCAAAUUAGCAAUCAGAGUUCGGAUGAGUGCUAUUUAUCAUCGAUUAUUGACUUCAUAACUCUUGUCAUUGGUUACACUGAUGAUGUUUGAGGAUUAUUUCCAUUAUUUAGUUUUAAUGAUCAUCUCUAAAGCCACGAUGAUCACCACCAGAGGCCUGGUCUUUUCAUGGUGACAGAGUGCUAGAUUUGUGACAACGAAUUCCUUGGUUAAGAGUGGAAUAUAGUCUCGGUUAAGAAUCUUGCCCGCACAGCCCUGAUGAUCAUCUCCAAGUCUUUGAUGAUUGCCUACAUGCCUGGAUUCUCAAUGAUGGGCUGGAGUGUUAAUGGUAGGAUUAAUGAUGAUCGCUCCAAAGCUCUGAUGAUUGGCUCCAGAACACUGACAAGCUGUUUCAAAGCACCAAUGAAUGACUCUAGAACCCUGAGCACUGAUUACAGACUUUUGAUAAUCACUUUGUGAGCCCUAAUGAUGGGAACCUUGACAAUCAAUUACAGAGUAUUAAAGAUAAUCUGGUUUUGAUAAUGAGUUUCAAUGCUCAUUUCCAGACCCAUAGUGAUUGACAUCAGAAAAUUGAUUACCGAUUACACUGAUCAUCAAUCAGAACACUUAUAAUCAAAACUAAGGGGCUCAGGAUCAUCUCCAGAGUUUUGAAGAUCAUCUCCAGAGCCAUGAUGAUUCAUUUCAGAGUGUUGGUAAUUUGCUUGAGAGAUAAGACAGGCAGUGGAGCAAUAAUAAUUGAGCUGAAAACAGGAGAUAUCAAGGACGCAUUACUCACACAAUCUUGAGUACAAAUUCAAAUUAAUGUGAAAUUAUGCACAACUAUUUCAAAACAAUUUGGAAUUCAUAUAUAUGGUUUAUCAUCACCAUUUCGCUUCUCACCAUAUAACACACCUUUGGCUCAUUGUUUCAUCUUUAUCAUAUUCCAACUAAUGUACAUAUGUGAGGGGCUUGUUUCAGAUACUUUGUUAAGUUCCUAUGUUCCACAACUAGUUUAAACAAUAAAAAUAUAUCAGUUAUCAGACUAAUGGAUGGAUUUGAAUGUGAAUCUCUAAAAUAAAAAGAUCAACCUUGCCAUUUUUAAACGAUCUAAGAAUUUCAUUUCAUAAUAUUACCAUGCACUUUGUUGUGCAACCUGUAGAGGGCAAUAUCUGUCUCCUGAUGCUUUAUGGAGCAAUAAGUUCUGAAGUAAUUCUGAAUACUGAAUGGUGCAUUUAGGGCCUAAAUUACCACAGAAUGAUGCAUUAGACACGAUUCAGCAGAGACACAGAUCACACAAACUGGCUGUUAUUUUUGUGAGUUGCUCAUAAAUGGCACUUUCCUAUAGUAAUAAAAUAUAUAAAAUGUA
Molecule: messenger RNA, 3480 nt
Organism: Ictalurus punctatus (channel catfish)
Lineage: Eukaryota; Metazoa; Chordata; Actinopteri; Siluriformes; Ictaluridae
Product: docking protein 3
Exons: 5
Coding region: 255-1859 (534 amino acids)
Biological process (GO): cell surface receptor protein tyrosine kinase signaling pathway; positive regulation of MAPK cascade
Cellular component (GO): cytoplasm
Source: RefSeq, a predicted model, not a curated record